This is a messenger RNA of Penicillium longicatenatum, 1299 nucleotides long. RefSeq names its product cAMP-dependent protein kinase catalytic subunit pkaC (gene pkaC). The transcript is spliced from 4 exons. Gene Ontology annotation, cellular component: nucleus; cAMP-dependent protein kinase complex. NCBI's taxonomy places the organism in Eukaryota, Fungi, Ascomycota, Eurotiomycetes, Eurotiales, Aspergillaceae. The record is from RefSeq and is a predicted model, not a curated record. Bases 1 to 1299 code for a protein of 432 amino acids. Gene Ontology annotation, molecular function: cAMP-dependent protein kinase activity; ATP binding. Gene Ontology annotation, biological process: peptidyl-serine phosphorylation.
AUGCCGAGCUUAGGAGGCUUGUUGAAGAAGCGGCGAACAAAGGACUCGCAGACCUUGUCCAAGGAGCUGACCCAAGCGAAUACUGACCGAUCCGAUCACUCAUCAAACCCGGACGCCAACCCGGACAAGGCUGAAGGUCAAGGCGCCUCCAUGCAAUCCGCCGAGCCGUCGCAAGAAUCCUCCCACCAUGCCCCCUCGUCCAACAAUGCUGCCAGCAUCAACAAUCUCAUAAAUGCUCCGGCCAAUGCCGGGAGUACUCAGAGUACUCAGUCCCCCGCACACAAUGCGAAUGCGACACCCAGUACGCAGCCACAGCCCCGCCAAGAGCGUACCACUCGGGGCAAGUAUUCGCAGGGGGACUUUAUGUUGCAGCGCACAUUGGGCACUGGUAGCUUUGGUCGAGUACAUUUGGUCCAGUCGAAGCACAAUCAUCGCUUCUAUGCUAUGAAGGUGUUGAAGAAGGCCCAGGUGGUCAAGAUGAAGCAAAUUGAGCACACUAAUGACGAGCGUCGGAUGCUCAAUCGCGUUCGCCAUCCAUUCUUAGUGACAUUGUGGGGAACUUGGCAAGAUUCACGGAACCUCUACAUGGUGAUGGAUUUUGUUGAGGGUGGCGAGCUCUUCAGUUUGCUACGAAAGUCACAACGAUUCCCUAAUCCCGUUGCCAAAUUCUAUGCUGCGGAAGUGACACUUGCAUUGGAAUAUUUGCACCAUCACCAGAUCAUUUACCGAGAUCUGAAGCCAGAGAAUCUACUGCUGGACCGUCAUGGUCACUUGAAGAUCACAGAUUUCGGCUUUGCCAAGGACGUCCCCGAUAUCACCUGGACCCUGUGCGGAACCCCCGAUUAUCUUGCUCCGGAAGUAGUUUCCUCGAAGGGAUACAAUAAAUCCGUCGAUUGGUGGUCAUUGGGUAUUCUCAUUUUCGAGAUGUUGUGCGGGUUUACCCCGUUCUGGGAUAGCGGGUCCCCGGUGAAGAUCUACGAGAAUAUCCUCCGCGGCCGAGUCAAGUACCCGCCAUACUUGCACGAUGAUGCCGUCGAUCUCCUCUCACAGCUGAUCACUGCGGAUCUCACCAAGCGUCUGGGCAACUUGCACGGCGGACCUCAGGACGUCAAGAGCCACGCCUGGUUCGCCGAGGUCACCUGGGAUCGCUUGGAACGCAAGGAUAUCGACGCUCCCUACAUCCCGCCGAUUCGCGGUGGACAGGGAGAUGCAAGCCAAUACGACAAAUAUCCCGAAGAGACGGAGCACUACGGCAUGGAGGGUGAAGAUGCAUACGGUCAUCUUUUCCCCGACUUCUAA